AUCACACGGAUCAAGAAAAUAAAAGAUCUCAAACGGGUUCUUGCUCCAGUUCUAGAGAGGUAGAGUUUGAAAGAAUGGAAAGAUUACCAAGUUCUACCUUCGAAGAGAUAAUCGACAGUGAUGAGUCGUAUUUGUUGGCAGAGUUCGAAUCAACAAAAGUCUUGAUAGAUAAAAUUCUAAUAGAAAAUCAAGAAAAUAAUGAGCAUGCA
Molecule: messenger RNA, 209 nt
Organism: Racocetra fulgida
Lineage: Eukaryota; Fungi; Glomeromycota; Glomeromycetes; Diversisporales; Gigasporaceae
Source: the annotation of a GenBank genome assembly